Molecule: messenger RNA, 569 nt
Organism: Capsella rubella
Lineage: Eukaryota; Viridiplantae; Streptophyta; Magnoliopsida; Brassicales; Brassicaceae
Product: stigma-specific STIG1-like protein 1
Exons: 1
Coding region: 30-479 (149 amino acids)
Source: RefSeq, a predicted model, not a curated record
ACACACAUACAAUCCCAAACCUCCAAAAAAUGGCCCUCGUGAAGCUACUAGUGACAUUCGCAAUAACAACCGUGAUCACAAUCGCAGUCAUCACAACCACCACCACAGUGGAGAAGGAGAACACGAGCUUUGAUGUACCGGGUACGCCGACUAUAAGGCCUAGUAGGUUCUUGGCUCAGAAGGAAGUAGGUGAGCGAAACCCUAACGCUGCGGACCAUUGCCACAAGGACCCUGAGAUAUGUAAUCUCUACGGAGGCGGAGGAAGCAACUCGACGGUGACGUGCUGCAACAACAAGUGCAUAGAUGUGAGCAAUGACGACAAGAACUGCGGCGCGUGUAAGAGCAAAUGCAAGUUCUCACAAACAUGUUGUCGCGGCCAAUGCGUUUACCUGGCUUACGACAAACGUCAUUGUGGACAGUGUAACAAUCCGUGUGAGCUAGGCGAGCUAUGCGUCUACGGUCUCUGUAACUACGCGUGAUUGAUAGAUACAUCAUAUCAUACGAGAGAGUCGUUAUAUAUAAUACACACACAACACACUAACUAAAGCUAAUUAAAUUUGAAGUCUAUU